AUGGCGGACGAGGCAGCAGCACCCGUGGCGACGGAGCCCGCGGCCACCACUGAGAUCCCAACGCGUCCCGUAGACGCCGCAGCCGAGCCUGCUGUCGCCAAGGCGAAGCCCUCUGAGGGGGAUGCCGUCAUCGCAACCGAGGGAGUUGCUGAAGUUCCGGAGAAAGAGGAGCCUGAGGAGACUGCCACUGCCAAGCAAGAGACGACUGCCGACGCGACGACCGACGCAGCCGCUGCAAGCAACGAGACAGAUGCCGCACCUGCCGCCGAGUCUGCUGCCGAACCUGCUGCUGACGCCUCCGCCACGAACGGCACCGCGACCACCCCGGCUAAGAAGUCGAAGAAUGGCAAGCGCAAGUCAGCAGGGGGCAUGCCCGAGCACAAGGCCAAGAAGACACCCGCCAAGAGCAAGAAGAAGGCGCCUGAACUCCGUCUUGACGCUCAGCCCGGAGACAUGUAUAUGGUCGCCAUGCGCGGAUACCAGCCAUGGCCGGUCAUCGUUUGCGACGAGGAGAUGCUGCCUGAGUCUCUCUUGAGCAAGCGCCCUGUCAGCGCAAAGCGCAUCGAUGGGACAUAUCGCGAGGACUUCCUUGAGGGCGGCAAAAACGCGAAGGACCGCAGAUAUCCUAUCAUGUUCCUCGGCACUAACGAGUUCGCCUGGCAAGUCAACACUGAGCUCCUGACAUUCGAUGUUGAGGACGUAAAGAAGGACGUCGAGGCUGGCAACUCGGCAAAGAAGAACAAGGCAUUGUGGUCGGCAUACGAGAUUGCUGCAGAAGGCCACGAUCUGGCGUACUUCAAGACCAUGCUCGCAAGCCACGAGGCAGCCCUGCAAGAGGACGCUGAGGCGCGUGAAGCUAAGGAGGCCGAGAAGAAGGAGAGAAAGGAGAAAGCUGCCAAGCGAAAGAGUAGCGCUGCAGCCGGCUCUGACGAUAUGGAGAUGGAAGACGCCGGUGACGAUGCCGCUCUUUCAGCCAAGAAGGCAAAGGCCACCAAGAAGCGCAAGAAGGAAGACGACAGCGACGGUGGCGAGCCUGCAGCGAAGACACCUAAGACUACCAAGCUGAAGCUCAACAACAAGACCCCUAAGGAGGGUUCUGCUGUGAAGCCCAAGAAGGAGACGAAGUCGAAGAAGAAGGCUUCGGAGGAAGCCACAUCUGCUCAGCCAGAGGAGCCGCCGAUGACUGAGGAAGAGCGUCUGGUCAAGCGCGAGAAGCAGAUUCUGUACCUCCGCCACCGCCUGCAGAAGGGCUUCCUCUCCCGCGACCAGGCUCCCAAGGACGAGGAUAUGACCAGCAUGGCUGAUUACCUGAAGCAGCUCGAACAACAUGAGGAUCUCGAGGCCGAUAUCAUUAAGAAAACCAAGGUCCACAAGGUCCUCAAGGCUAUCAUCAAGCUGGACAACAUUCCCAAGGAGGAAGUCCACAGCUUCAAGUCACGCUCCACUGAGCUGUUGAGCAAGUGGAAUGGCGCACUGGCCACUGCUGAUAGAGAGUCUGCCGAGAAGACCACACCGGCCGCUACCAAUGGCGUCAAGGCUGAUGAUGAGAAGUCUGAGUCUGCAAAGGCUGACACGCCAGCUGUUGAGAAGAAGGAAGAGACCACGGAGGAGGACAGGGAGGGGCUUAAGGAGGAGCCCAAGGACGAGACGACGGCUGAGCCCACAGAAGAGAAGGACGAAGCGCCAAAGGAGGAAGCGCCAGCUGAGUCAGCUACUGCAGCACCUGCCGACAAGGACGGUGAUGUCUCCAUGGCCGACGUCGAGGCUACCAAGGAAGCACCCGCCAUCAUCGAUGCGCCGAAUCCAGAGGGCGUGAACGCUGCCACCACUGAGUCGACGUCAGAGACGGCAGCGCCGACUACUUCUUGA
Molecule: messenger RNA, 1869 nt
Organism: Didymella exigua CBS 183.55
Lineage: Eukaryota; Fungi; Ascomycota; Dothideomycetes; Pleosporales; Didymellaceae
Exons: 5
Coding region: 1-1869 (622 amino acids)
Source: RefSeq, a predicted model, not a curated record